This is a messenger RNA of Aethina tumida (small hive beetle), 3368 nucleotides long. It is a transcript of the gene rb, whose product is annotated as AP-3 complex subunit beta-2. The record is from RefSeq and is a predicted model, not a curated record. Gene Ontology annotation, biological process: vesicle-mediated transport; intracellular protein transport. Gene Ontology annotation, cellular component: AP-3 adaptor complex; membrane coat. The transcript has 13 exons. The coding region runs from base 74 to 3145 and encodes 1023 amino acids. Lineage: Eukaryota; Metazoa; Arthropoda; Insecta; Coleoptera; Nitidulidae.
UGUCAACAUCAUUCAUAAUCAAGGCAAAAUUUGUUGUUUUACUGUAGUUACUAAUUAAAUUAUAAAUUUUGGAAUGCUGACACCCACUUCCCACAACAUGUCAAACAAUGGAUCAUAUUCUAAUGACCGUAGUAGCAGUAUCGAGCCGGAAUAUGCUGUGGAUCCAGCUUUGGGAGGAUUUUUUCACUCGGAUUUUAAAAAACACGAUGAUCUCAAAGAAAUGCUGGAUUCCAAUAAAGAUAGCCUUAAAUUGGAGGCAAUGAAAAGAAUAAUUGGGAUGGUUGCAAAAGGUAGAGAUGCUUCUGUACUGUUUCCGGCUGUAGUUAAAAAUGUUGUCUCCAAAAACAUAGAAGUUAAGAAAUUGGUUUAUGUGUAUUUGGAACGUUAUGCUGAGGAGCAACAAGACUUGGCUCUCUUAUCCAUAUCAACAUUUCAAAGAGCCUUAAAGGAACCCAAUCAAUUAAUUCGUGCCGGUGCUUUAAGAGUAUUAUCUAGUAUAAGGGUGAAAAUGAUAUCUCCAAUUGUUAUGCUUGCAAUUCGUGACGCUUCCUCUGACAUGUCCCCUUAUGUGAGGAAGACAGCUGCCCAUGCAAUACCAAAACUAUACAGUCUGGAUAGUGAAUUAAAGUCAGAACUGGUAACAAUCAUUCAAAAAUUAUUAGCUGAUAAAACAGUUCUUGUGAUAGGAUCAGCCGUUAUGGCUUUUACUGAGGUGUGUCCGGAAAGGGUCGACUUAAUCCACCAGGUUUACCGUAAACUUUGUGCCUUGUUAGUUGACGUAGACGAAUGGGGUCAAGUCACUAUAGUGAAUAUGCUUACUAGGUAUGCGAGAAGUCAGUUUGCAGACCCCAAUCUUAAUGCGACAGAAGAGAACGAUAAAGCUUUCUACGACUCAGGCUCGGACGCCUCUGAGAAAACAGUGCCUGUGAGCUUGGACCCGGACCACCGCUUACUGUUGAGGUCGACAAGACCUCUGCUUCAGUCGAGAAACGCCGCGGUUGUAAUGGCCGUUGCCCAGCUAUACCAUCACGCCUCGCCCAAAAGUGAAAGCCCCUUAGCCUCUAAAGCUUUGGUCAGGCUGCUUAGAUCGCACGCUGAAGUGCAGAGCGUCGUUUUAAAUUCUAUAGCUUCUAUCAGUUCGAGGAACAAGGCGAUGUUUGAGCCGUACCUGAAGAGUUUCUUCGUCAGGACAUCUGAUUACACCACAGUCAAGUUACUUAAGCUCGAGAUAUUGACUAAUUUAACGACGGACUCGAAUGUGUCCGUUAUUUUAAGGGAAUUGCAGACUUAUAUAUCUAAUAGUGAUAAGAAUUUUGUUGCUGCCACUAUACAAGCCAUUGGAAGAUGUGCCUGUUCAAUAUCUGAAGUCACAGACUCGUGCCUUAAUGGUUUGGUUUCACUCUUGUCCAAUAGAGAUGAGGCGGUUGUCGCGGAAAGCGUAGUAGUUAUAAAAAGGCUGCUGCAAACUCAAGCAGCGGAUCCGAAGGAGAUAAUCACACACAUGGCUAGACUGUUGGAUAGUAUAACAGUGGCUCAAGCACGAGCUGCUAUUUUGUGGUUACUUGGUGAACACUCUAAGAAGGUUCCUAAAAUUGCACCGGAUGUUCUUAGAAAAUUAGCUAAAACGUUUUCCGAUGAGCACGAUAUUGUUAAGUUACAAGUGAUGAAUUUGGCUGUAAAACUAAGUAUAACAAACCCUGAGCAAACUAUGUUGUUAAGCCAGUAUAUCCUUAAUCUGGCAAGGUAUGAUCAAAAUUAUGAUAUUAGGGACAGGGCUAGAUUUUUAAAGCAGUUUAUUCCACCUGGGGAAAAUAAUUUCUUCGCAAAGCACAGCAGUAACAUUUUUUUGGCCAACAAACCUGCUCCUUUACUUCAAUCACAGUUUGAUCAGGAAGAAUUACAACUAGGAUCUCUGUCACAUUAUAUAAAACAAAGAGCGACCGGUUAUGAGGAUUUGCCACCAUUCCCUGAACAUCCCCCACAAACUGAUGUAAGAAACGUUGAACCAAUCGCCGAGUACAAUCCAAGACAAAACAAAAACUCUGAAAAGAAGGGGGUAUUCACAUGGGAAAGUGAAGCCAGUUCCCCGGCUGAAAGCAGUUCAGGUACGUCCGGUAGCGAAUCCAGCAGCAGUGAGGAGGAGUCAUCCGAAGAAGAGGAGAGUUCCUCAGAAGAAGAGGAGGAAGAAGCAGAAGAAGCUAAGAGCACAAAGACGUCAUCAAGCGAAGAGUCGAGCAGCGAGGAGUCGAGUUCGGAGAGCAGCGACGACAAUCCACAGCCCAACUACAAGGCCAAACCGCAAAACACCCCGGCGGAGAAGACGCAGAAGUCAAACCUGGACCUAUUGCUGGACCUGGAAGGGGACGACGGUGUAAGUUGUGCGCCUGUUAUGACGCCCUCUCUUGGGGGUUUUCUGAGCCCCAGCGUGCCCUCUGAGCCGUCCACCACCAUGCACGUGGUGCAGCCGUCCUUCGUCAACACCAAACCGGUCGAGUUGCUCAAUCGGCUGAACGGCAAAGGGCUGUCCGCCACCUACAGGUUCACCCGGUGUCCCCACUUGUACUCGCCCAGCAUGACGAAUAUUAACGUGUUGUUCACGAAUACCGGCAACGAAGACGUCACUAACAUCAGGUUGGGGAAGAAGAACUUGGCGGCGGGCAUGAGUGUGCACGAUUUUGCGUGCAUCACGAGGCUGCCUCCCAACUGCUCUCUACCAGCUACUUUAGGGAUUGAUUUUAAUGACACGACACAGCCGGCUAACUUUGAGAUAACGUCUUCCUUAGGUAAUUUCAAUGUUUGUAUAAAACCAUCAAUUGGUGAGCUUUUGAGGCCUUUAACCAUGAGCAGUAGUCUAUUUUUGGAGAAACAAUCUAAGCUGAAAGGUAUGAACGAGCAUACCUCAAACCUGAGCAACUGUAAAGGAAAUAUUGUCGAAAGGAUUAAUGAAAUUACCAAUUUAGGACAAUGUCAAACGGAUUCCGACGUUUUUAGAUUUGCAGGACAAACACUGACUUCUUCAAGUUUAACUCUACUCACCGUUUCCCGAAAGGAUGAAGAUCAACCAUAUACUCUUACAGUGAAUUGUGAAAAUACUAUUUUUGGAUCUGUUCUUCUCAAUGAAUUGUUACAUAGCCUAGUAACGUAAAACUGAUGUUUAUUCUUGAUGUAAAGUUUUUAUUAAAUGUUUUUUUUAUAUAUUUUACAUUCCUAAGAUUGUAUAUGUUAUUUAAAGCUUUAAAUUGUCAAUAAUAUAUUACUUCAUAAAAACUGUUGUUUAAAAAUUUUAUUAUGUAAAUCGCCAAAUGAACAAACUUGGGACAAUUAAACUGUAAGAGUAAUAACUCUGAAAUAUAAUACUAUUUAUUCAA